GAAAGGCUCCUCUGUAUCUGUACAACCUCACGGACAAACCUGCUUCAUAUGUUGCCGUGGCAGCCAAGGUGCCGAGAUGGAGGCCAAAGAGGCGUGCACCUGGCUCCGGGCUGCCGGUUUCCCACAGUACGCCCAGCUGUACGAAGAUGGCUUGUUCCCCAUUGAGAUUGUGUCUGUGACCAGGGACCAUGAUUUCCUGGACCGAGAUGCCAUCGAGGCUCUGUGCAGGAGACUGAACACCCUCAACAAGUGUGCCCUGAUGAGACUGGAGAUCUCCCCACAGAGAAAGAGAAGUGAGGAUUCAGACGAGGAAGAGCCAUGCGCCAUCAGUGGCCUUUGGACCUUUCAGCGGGACAGCAAGCGCUGGUCUCGCCUGGAGGAGCUGGAUGUCUUCUUCCUCCCGGGUGGAAACCAGCCGCCCUUCCCCCAGGUCCAGAGACCCUCGGCCGGUCAGGGGCAGCUCCGCGAGGGCCUGAGCUCCGAGAGUGUGCUGACGGAUCUCAGCGAGCAGCCCGAGGUGGCCUCGCUUCACAGCAGCGGGAGUGUGGGAGAGGGAGGGAUAGUCGAUGGUGCCACAUCUAGCGAUGCCACCCCAGCGGCGGGCGCCACCCGCGCCAACUCGAUGGCCAGCAUGUGCUCCUCCUCGGGCACGGGCGGGUCGUGCGGCGCCACCGAGGACUCGCUGUCUGACGGGCAUCCGCACUCACCAUUGGAGACGACCCAAGGUCACUUCUCCUUCGACGGCAAGCCCAGUGGAAUUGUGGGAACAGGAGGGAUAGAAGGAGGAGGGAGUGAGACUAGAGGAGGGAAGAGCACGCGCUCACGGGCCAAGAGUUUCCUCAAGCGCAUGGAGAGCAUCAGACUGAGGAGCGCCACUUCCAAUAACAAGAAGAAGAACGGAGGCGGGGGAAGACCUUCCAAACUGGAGAUCAGCGGGCCGGUCAUCAAAGAAGGACUAGACGACGACAAGCUACGGCGCCUCAACUGCGUUGACAUCUCCACCCUCAACCCGACCCAAACCAUGACCCUGAACCGUAACAGGAACGUAUCCUACUCCACGCAGACCAGCAGUGGCAGCAUGGGGAGCUCCGGAAGCACGGGCAGUAGCCAAUCAGAAGCAAGCAGCGGAAGCACCGUUAGCACCCCGAGCCCGGUGACACGAACCCGAAGCCACAGCACCGCGGUGGGAGCCAGUAAGAGAGGUGGGAUGUACCUGGAAGGUUUUGACCCGUUAAGCGUGUUCCUACAGCCGCCUGGAGAACAACAACCCCCAGGUUCAACCCAACCCAAAACCAGACAGAAACCACCUCAGCAACAGCCUAGUAACCGGAUAGUGGCUGAGCAAAACCAAAGCAAGCGUGGUCGCCUCAACGGAGAGAGGGAGGAGGAAGAGGAGGAAGACGGCGUGAUUUUCUUCUACCUUCCCGAAGGCCACAAACCGGGCACAUUCCCCAAAGCGCUCGGCGACGGCAAACAACCACCGCAAAGUGGAAAUGCCGAUCCGCGCUAUCUUGGUAGUCGAUGCCAAACGCGUUGCGGCUCCACCGGCUCAGCGGACAGCCGCCUGAGUUUCUACGACAACGUGCCCAACGUGGCCUAUCAAGGCGAGGAAGACGAUGAAGACAAUGAAGAAGGGGAGGGGCCAAAGUUGGAGGAUGUGCUUGAAUGUGUCAACGGCCUGCAGCGAUUCGUCAACGCCUGGACGGACAGGGAAGAAGAUGAGGGGGAUUCGGAUUCGGCAUUGGAUUCAGCGUCUCCUUGUCCGUCCUCACCUUUGCAGAACCGGCUGGAGGAGACGGACAACGGGAGCGACCAGGACAGCACGGGUAACCCUUUGGGAGAAGGAGAGAGGGAAGAAGGGGAGGGGGAAGAAGCCAUGAGGGAGAGGAGGGACUCCGGAGUGGGAGCCUCUCUCACCAGAUCUAACAGGUUAAAACUGCGCUGGCCCAGUUUCCAGGCCUCCCACCGGCCCAGUCACUCCUGGGCUCAGCGGCAGAUGGGCUGCCAGUCAGUACUGCAGAUGAACCUGCUCCAGAAGCUCUGCCUGCUCCAGCUUACAGCCCUCCUGGAGAAACACACCCCCACCAACAAACACGGCUUCAGCUGGGCUGUGCCGAAGUUUAUGAAGCGGAUCAAGGUGCGGGACUACAAAGACCGGAAUGUGUUUGGAGUACCUCUGCUGCUGAACGUCCAGCGUACGGGUCAGCCCCUGCCUCAGAGCAUUCAGCAGGCCAUGCGCUAUCUACGCAGCCAAUGUCUAGACCAGGUGGGUCUCUUCAGGAAGUCGGGGGUUAAAUCACGUAUUCAGGCGCUCCGUCAGAUGAACGAAACGUGCGGUGCCGACGGAGGCGGAGUCAGUUACGAGGGCCAAUCAGCUUACGACGUGGCCGACAUGCUGAAGCAGUAUUUCCGGGACCUUCCAGAGCCGCUACUCACCAGCAAACUGUCUGAGACCUUCCUGCAGAUCUAUCAAUACAUGCCCAAGGAGCUGCGUCUUCAGGCUACGCGAGCGGCCGUGCUGCUGCUGCCAGACGAGAGCCGCGAGGCGCUGCAGACCCUCCUGUGCCUGCUGAGUGACGUCACCGCCGCCGUGGCAGAGAACCAGAUGACCUGCGCCAACCUGGCCGUCUGCCUGGCGCCUUCGCUCUUCCACCUUAACACGCUGAGACGCAAGGAGAGCUCCUCGCCACGGGGGAUGAACAGGAAGCAGGCGCUGGGUAAACCUGACCAGAGGGACCUCAACGAGAACCUGGCCGCCACCACCGGCCUGGCACACAUGAUCCAGGAGUGCAGGAAGCUCUUCAGGAUCCCAGAAGAGAUGAGUCGCUGCAGAAACUCUUACCAGGAGCAGGCCCUGACCCCCCUGAGGCUGGAGGAGCUCGGGGCUUCCUCUGGGGGGGAAGGACCCAUGGGAUGCAGGACCUACCUCCAGGACAGCCUGGACGCCCUCCUCAAAGAGGCCAAGGACAAGUUCAAAGGUUAUGACAGCUGCUCCACGCCUGAACUCGCCGAGCUGGCGUACAAGAAGGUCCACGAUGGCUCGCCGCUGCGCCUGUGGAAGGCGUCCGUGGAGGUGCCUGCGGGUCCUGAGGAGGUGUUGACGAGAGUCCUCCGGGAGCAGGGCCGCUGGGACGAGGACCUGAUGGAGAGCCGUGUGGUGGAGACGCUAGGCGAUCGCACAGAGGUGUACCAGUACACCAGGAACACCAUGGCCCCCCACCCCACCAGAGACCACCUCGUGCUCAGGACGUGGGUGACAGACCUACCUAAGGGAGCGUGUGCGUUGGUGUGUACCUCAGUGGACCAUGACGGGGCAGCGUUACUGGGCGUGCGGGCCAAUGUGCUCACCUCACGCUACUUCAUCGAGCCAUGCAGCAGCAACAAGUCUCGCCUCACACACAUCUCCAGGGUCGACUGCAGGGGUCGGUUCCCAGAGUGGUACAAUAAACUGUAUGGACACCUGUGUGCCAGUGAGGUGGUGCGGAUACGCCAGUCCUUCACCACCCAGAUGGAUAAGUGAAGGCCAGGCAGCUCCACUUGACUUGGAGACCAAAGUCACAAGAAGGGGCGACACCCUGGAAACCGAAAGACUCUCUAUCCACCCCCACCUCAGCCCCUAAUUCACUACAGCCCUGAUGCUGGUUGGGGUUGACUGGGGGAGGACAACCCAUUGACUCAUUGACAUGAUUCAAGCUCUUGACAGACAUACCCUUGUGUCCUGGACAGAGAGACUUUGAACAGACUUUGUGGUCAUCCGUAGACUGUCAUCAACGACCAGGUGGGGUUACUGCCUCCGAGGGGUCCUGCAAGGCCUGGAACGGCCUUGCAGAGUUGUGUUGUGGUUCUUGUGCUAGGUGGUGCGUUGCGGGCGGCACAACCAAAGUAAAUGUGUCUGAAAUGGAAGUAUGGUGUCACUCAUCCAACAAGCAUAAUACCUUUACAGAGAGGAUGUGACAUCACCGUCACAGGAUGUGAUGUCACGGAUUAGUAAAAAGAGAAUCUAUAGGGGAGGGGGGCUUCUGAGAAGAGAGAAGGUUAGUGUGUGUGUGUGUGUGUGUGUGUGUGUGUGUGUGUGUGUGUGUGUGUGUGUGUGUGUGUGUGUGUGUGUGUGUGUGUGUGUGUGUGUGUGUGUGUGCGUGAUGAAUGGUUGAUUAAUUAGACAUAUUUCAUGCACUGGCUCCCAGCUGCAAUAUAGUGUGUAUAUACUAUAUCCUGCAUCUGUUCAUGUUGCUUUUUCCUGUUUCCUCUCUCUCUCUCUGUGUGUGUGUGUGUGUGUGUGUGUGUGUGUGUGUGUGUGUGUGUGUGUGUGUGUGUGUGUGUGUGUGUGUGUGUGUGUGUGUGUGUGUGCGCGCGCGUGUACUCGUGCACAAGUGUUUUUAUCCUGUUACAGCAGAGGCAAUGUCCACGACAUAGUUUUCAGGAAGAUACUGUAUUUUUCGACGGACGGAUGGAUAAUAUGGGCUAACAGUUGUGUGAAUGUAUUGAAAAUAUGCAAUAUCUGAGUUUGUAUUGAUAAGUGGGGUAUGGUGAGUUGCUAGUUGGUUAAAUGGCAUUAGGGAAAGCUAGUAUAGAGUGGGUUUAAAGGAUGGAACAGAAGCAAAAUGGUGGCUGGAACACCAAUUGGUUGAGAGGGUUAAAAUCGCCCACCAAAACUAAAAUGGAGACUUAGAUUCUGAUGGACCAAGCUUAAAGAAAGCAGACAGUCACAGAACAUUUUUGAUUGAUUCCACUGCUUAAAAGAGCACCGAGAAUACACAACAAUCAACAGGGCUAGGAUUCCAAAAUGGCCGCCAUUUGUAGGAUAAACGUUGAUGAAAGGAACACUUCAGGUUGUUACUUUUGUCGUACGAUGUACAAGAGCAGUCAGGGUAGUCUUCUGCUUCACAGAGAAAAAAAACCUGGGGGGAAAGAAAUAGAAAAGAAGAAAUUAAUGGAAAACAAAGAAAAGAGAAGGUCCUUUUAUAAAGGUGUGGGAUUUUACAGGUUUUACUGUAAAUAGAGGAGGAGAAAGUGCAGGGAAUGUUUGUCUGGUUUAAAGAAGGAAAAAUAAUCUACAUGCGCAGGUUUAUUUUCUGUAAGUCUGUCUGUCUGUCUGUCUGUCUGUCUGUCUGUCUGUCUGUCUGUCUGUCUGUCUGUCUGUCUGUCUGUCUGUCUGUCUGUCUGUCUGUCUGUUACCUUAAAUGAAGUAUAAGACUAAUAGUAACCAAGUACACCUUCAUUGUGUUGUAUUGUUUAACGUUUGUGUACAUUAUUUGUAUGCCGUCAGAUAUGAGUAACGCAUGACAAUGACAUUUAAUUUAAAAAUAUAUUUAUACCUCAGAUAUGUUUUUUUUGUACCAUGUUUAUUUUAUUGUAAAUGUUACGCUUAAGUUACAGAAAUUAGAAAUGUAUUUUAUAUUUUGUAUUAUUAAUAUUAUUUCUGUACAGAUUAAUCACAGUCACGUGCACUAUUAAAUGUAUUAAACAAAGA
This is a messenger RNA of Oncorhynchus keta (chum salmon), 5470 nucleotides long. It is a transcript of the gene dlc1, whose product is annotated as DLC1 Rho GTPase activating protein. The coding region runs from base 77 to 3520 and encodes 1147 amino acids. Gene Ontology annotation, biological process: regulation of Rho protein signal transduction; signal transduction; actin cytoskeleton organization. The transcript is spliced from 15 exons. Gene Ontology annotation, molecular function: GTPase activator activity; protein binding; lipid binding. Gene Ontology annotation, cellular component: membrane raft; focal adhesion. The record is from RefSeq and is a predicted model, not a curated record. NCBI's taxonomy places the organism in Eukaryota, Metazoa, Chordata, Actinopteri, Salmoniformes, Salmonidae.